This is a messenger RNA of Cyclopterus lumpus (lumpfish), 2512 nucleotides long. RefSeq names its product solute carrier family 2, facilitated glucose transporter member 5-like. Gene Ontology annotation, cellular component: membrane. NCBI's taxonomy places the organism in Eukaryota, Metazoa, Chordata, Actinopteri, Perciformes, Cyclopteridae. The record is from RefSeq and is a predicted model, not a curated record. The transcript is spliced from 11 exons. Gene Ontology annotation, molecular function: hexose transmembrane transporter activity. The coding region runs from base 738 to 2276 and encodes 512 amino acids. Gene Ontology annotation, biological process: monosaccharide transmembrane transport.
CAAUCACAGGGACAGGAAGUGCAGGGAAACAGAGGACACGAGAGACGGGGACUUAAAUAAAACAGGAAACACGACACAUAACUACAGAUCCUGACACACAGACCCAUUUUAUUAGCCUAGUUCCAGCUUUAAGAGCAAACAGCCUCAGCUCCAGAGAUAAGAGCCAUUGCACAUGACAAAUUGAAGGCAAAGUAAACAUAGAGAUUUGCAGGUGUGCUAUUCUUUUCAUAGAAAAUGAAUCUAUUCAGUAACCAGUGUUAGAUGACCUGUCUUUACCGUGAGAAUAGAUACUUUCUCAUAUUGUUCAAGGAUCAACACUGAUGUUGUGAUCUUAGCAUUGUGUCGUCAUUCUGGUAUAACAUCUAUCCUGUAAUCCAGCCUGCAGGUGGGUAAGCAAUACAGAAACUCAUGUCUUUAUCAUUUUGAUGAUAACAUAACUCCAUAAUGACAGCUGGAGAUGUCAUCAAUUGAACCAAAUUAGUUGAGGGUGCAGUGCAAUAAAAGCAUCAGAUACUAACAUUCAGCCUAUAGGGCAGGAUCAAAUAUCUUGAAUGUAUUGAAUCCCAAACUUCCUGAACCUGAGGGCACAGUCAGCAACGUGAACACGAUAACUGUAGCCAAGCCGUAAACUGCUGCUCCGCUCUCUGAUCUGGUGUCCAAAGGGCAGACAGAAUGCAGUGGUGCCGUAAGAACAAAGUGUGCUCUUGUUAUUGCUGAAAGAGAGUCCAAACACAACCAUGGCGGAAAACGAGGAGUCGGGAAAGCCUGUGGAGAGGAGAGGGCAAUUAACAGUGGUGCUGGUGUUGGCAACGCUCAUAUCUGCAUUUGGCUCAUCAUUCCAGUAUGGUUAUAAUGUGGCUGUGAUCAACUCUCCAUCACCGUUCAUGCAGCAGUUCUAUAACACCACCUACAUGGAGCGUUACGGCCGACCGAUGGAGGAGAACUUCCUAACUCUGCUGUGGUCUCUCUCUGUGUCCAUGUACCCGCUAGGAGGCUUCUUUGGCUCCUUGAUGGUGGCCCCUCUGGUCAACAAACUAGGGAGGAAGGGCACCCUCCUCUUCAACAACAUCUUCUCAAUCGCGCCCGCUGUGAUGAUGGGAGUCAGUGAGAUUGCCAGGUCGUAUGAGAUCAUCAUUGUGGCUAGGUUUAUAGUGGGCAUCUGUGCAGGUCUCUCAUCAAACGUGGUUCCCAUGUAUCUGGGAGAACUUGCUCCCAAAAACCUGAGGGGAGCCCUUGGCAUCAUCCCACAGCUCUUCAUCACCAUUGGCAUCCUUAGUGCACAAGUGCUGGGCAUGAGACACAUCCUGGGCAACACCACAGGUUGGACCCUCAUGCUGGGUGUGACCGGUAUCCCCGCCCUGAUAGAGCUCCUGCUGCUGCCCUUCUUCCCAGAGAGCCCCAGGUACAUGCUCAUCCAAAGAGGAGAUGAGGAGACAGCAAAGAAAGUGCUACAGCGUCUGCGUGGCAUGGAAGACGUAAAUGCAGAGCUUUCGGAGAUACGUCUGGAGGGCCAGUCGGAGAGGGCCGAGGGACACCUGUCGGUGCUCAGCCUGCUGUCCCAGCGCUCCCUUCGCUGGCAGCUGGUCUCCAUCAUCGUCAUGAACAUGGGCCAGCAGCUGUCGGGGGUCAAUGCGAUCUACUACUAUGCAGAUAGCAUAUAUGCCAGUGCAGGAGUCCAGCAGAAUGAUAUCCAGUACGUCACUGUGGGAACAGGUGCAGUGAAUGUCUUCAUGACCAUAGCUGCUGUCUUCAUCGUGGAGGCCUCGGGACGGCGGCUGCUCCUCCUCUGUGGGUUUGGGAUCUGCUGUGUAGCCUGUGUGCUGCUCACUGUCGCACUCAUCUUCCAGGACAGCGUGACAUGGAUGCCCUACAUAAGCAUCUCCUGUGUCAUCAUCUACGUCAUAGGACACGCCAUAGGACCCAGUCCCAUUCCUUAUGUGGUGACUACUGAGAUGUUCAGGCAGUCGGCCAGGCCUGCUGCCUUCAUGGUCGCAGGCUCCGUCCACUGGCUCUCCAACUUCACAGUUGGCCUCGUCUUCCCCUUCCUAGAGAGAGGUCUGGGCUCCUACAGCUUUAUCAUUUUUUCCUUCAUCUGUUUGGUCACGCUGAUCUACAUCUGGCUGGUGGUCCCUGAGACAAAGAACAAAACCUUCCUGGAGAUAUGCCAGAUGUUCGCCAAGAGGAACAAAGUGGAGAUCCAACUGGGUGAUGGGGAUCUGCCGCUGAAAGAGAGCAAAGAAAGCCUGGAGGAUGCAGGAAGGGUCACGGCCUUCUGAAGGAAAAUGAGAGCAUUCAGAGGAGAGGAAGUCUUCACUCUGGGGAGGAUGGUAAUGGACUGGAAAUAUCUUAUUUUAGCCUCUAUUUUCUAUUUCACAAGGACUCUUUACAUAAUCGCUUUGUGUAUUGUUUGUCUGUGUGGCUAUAAGAUCUUAAAUAUAGUGAAACUUGAUGUGUGCACUAAACGCAGCCUCAUAGAGGUGUGAAUGGGUCAUUGUGUCAAUAAACAAACCAA